UAAGCGAGAAUCUUAAGCGUAGCCGUGUCGUUCCACCUUCUUUCUCAAGACUCUUCAUCCCCUCGAGGUUUCUUCUCUCUAAUCUUCGAUCAACCCUCCAGAUUUUUAUCAUCGCGAUAUUCUGACAGCAUAAUCUUUCUCCGAGAUAACCGUGUAAUCUUCUCGGCAAAGGACCAUCGGUCGAUGAAUCUCAUCGAGGACCGUCAUCAAUGAGAAAUUCAGGGGAGGACUGUUUUUGGUAGCUGAGAAGAUGCUUAGAAAGAAAGACUCUCGAAACUCUGUUAGCUAAGAGUACAAAACGAUCUUUGAAAUAUUCAGCAAGUUCAGGAGACAAUUAAAAAAGAAAGUGAUCUUGGUUGAUAAAAGAGAAGAGAAGUAUCUCUCACCGAGGUGUCGGCGAUAGUUUCGUGGAAAAAAGGUUGGUGAACAGGAAGCACGGUAUCCGGAAGUAACGCUGGCACGGUGAGGGGGUCCAGCAACGAGUCCAGCUGUGGAACAGCGAGUUCCGGCAGCGGAAGCGGUGAAGACAGCGGCAGAAUGCAGUUGACAGAAGCCUCGACUCCUGGCGCUGCCGCGUCGCCGGAGUCGGGCGUUUCUCCUCUGACCGAUGCCUACACCAAGAUGACCAGCGAUAUUCUGGCGGAAAGGACCCUCGGCGAUUUCGUCAGCGAGCAUCCUGGUGAACUGGUUCGAACAGGUUCACCCCAUUUGGUCUGCAGUGUCCUACCGGCACACUGGAGGUCCAACAAGACCCUUCCGGUAGCGUUCAAGGUGGUAGCCCUUGGCGAGGUCGGUGACGGCACGUUGGUGACCGUUCGUGCUGGCAACGACGAGAACUGCUGUGCCGAGUUAAGAAAUUCCACCGCACUUAUGAAGAAUCAAGUUGCCAAGUUCAACGAUUUGAGGUUCGUCGGCAGAAGCGGAAGAGGGAAGAGUUUCACGUUGACGAUCACCGUAUCAACCACACCGCCGCAAGUUGCUACCUAUACCAAAGCCAUUAAAGUAACGGUGGAUGGGCCAAGGGAACCGCGAUCCAAGACCAGUGAGUAUCACUUGUUGUCUCUUUUAGGGCAACAGCAGCAGUUCCACGCGUUUGCGUUCGCUUCCCAGAGGGGUGGUCCAUUUUUCGCUUCCCCUUUGGUGGAUCCUCUGCAACCCUUGCCGAACCUUCAACCGCUGUCGAAUCCGCUACCACGGAAUCCAUUGUCCUCGUUCAGGCACACGAUGCCUGGAAACUGUCAAAACAUGUCCCAGUUCGGUCUGACUGCAAGUAAUUCAUGGGGAUAUGGGAGCACGGCUGGUUACGCUGGUUAUCUUCCUGGCCCUUUGUCGUCGUGCGCGGCACAGGCGUCGUUCCCACCCCCGCCACCGCCACCUCCACCUCCACCACCACCCCCGCCGUCAUCGUCAUUGGCGUCUUUCGCGGGCGCCGCGUCUAUGAACACACCGACGGCGCCCGAUUCCACAGCGGAAUCCACUGUCACUUCCGGUACCGGUGCGGGAUCCACGGCACAGCAGGAUGCGUUUUCAGCGGUAUCUUCUCUGGUGCCAGACUCGACGACGACGGGUCAAUCCGAUUCACUGGAUCCACUGAGCAGCCUGAUGUCUGGAACGUCGAUCCGGUACCAGGAGUACAUGUCACCGAGAUCCCUGUCGACGGACUCGAGCACCACGGAAAGUCCGGUACACGAGGAGCAAGCCUUUGGACAAAAUUAUGGCAACUACUUUCCAACUUCCGGUGUUCUCCCUAGCAUCCUGUACUCUCAGCUGUACGGGAACCAAUUCCAAAAUUCUGAGAGCCCCGAACAGAGAGCAGUGACGGACAGUUGCAGCGUCAGAGAGGGAGAAGUCAGACCGGACAAUAACGUGUGGAGGCCUUAUUGAAACAAAGGUCUUCUUCUAGGAAUUUCGUCGAACGAGCCUCUAUCGUAGGGUAUCGUCAUCUUUUUUCAUUGAAAAAAAAAAAAAAAAGAAAAGAAAAGAGAAACAAUGAAUUAUCGUCGACGAGCAAAACUGUGAUCGGUGAGAUGUGCUGGCUCGAUACGAAACUAGCUACUUUUAGUGGGCAUUAACGAACGAAAGAUUUGGAAACAUAACAAGUUACGGUAUUAUGGUGCAGGUUCGGUGGUGAAACGAAUCACGAUCCUUUCGCUGGUUGUGUCUCAACGAAUCUCCAGGGUGGAUCUUUACCGACUCGUUCGUGAGCUGCCUUACCACGAGGGUGGAGACUACUUUCUUAAGGGUGGCGAGAAGAAAGAGGAUUGGAAAAAUUCCCCUCUGGAAAGGGGUGUAUAUAUCAACCAAGGGAUCACGUGUUGCCGCUCGCUGGAAUUAUGGCCAAACGAUUUGCAUGGAAAUGGGAAGACUUCUGUGUAGAUCAACUCAACCAGGAAAUUCGAACAAGAACUUGCGAGUAUACAAGGUGCUGCCCGGUCUGGCCGUAAAGGGAUGUAAGGGUCGUGAAGGUGGAAGGAGGUUUGGGGGUAGCUUAUUAGAGGCACGACAGCGGGUCGAGCUCCACCUUGAAACCUCCAACCAACCGCCAUCCUGCCGUGAGUCUUACCACCUUGCUUCCUUCCAUCCAGCCGUCGCCUUUCCUAUCUUCUCUCUCCACAUCCCCUUUCCCUUAUCGUCUCUCCCUCUUCCUCUUCUGCUUCUAUAUAGUUCAAGCACCGUGGAAACGUGGCUGAACAUAAAGGGUCGCCUGGGACCGUCGUACUUGCCGUUCGUCUUUAAUCUACGAGGUCACCAAGCAACGACAACGACGACGACGAAGACUACCGUCCUCCAAAUAAAUGAGCACGAGCUGGGCGAAGAUGUAGAGGAACAUUCGAAAGGGCUGGUAAACAGGCGAUAGGUCUCCCGAUCGUCGCGGAAGGCGACGACAAAUUCCUCAAAUAUUUAUCUGUCUUUCCCUACAAACCCUUCAAUCGUCGCCGCCCCCAAACGCCACUUCCGUUUCACGCUCACAGACUGUGUCAACGCUGACGCCUAUCGACGUAUGACAAAUACCUCAUCCCAGAUGCUUGCACUUUCUGUCAGCCCUGACAAGCGGGACAAAAGGACGAGUCGAAGGGAAGAAAAGAUUGCCGUUAAUUGUUAAACUUAGAUGGGCGGUCGUCGGCAAUCCCGCAGUCAGGACUUGGAAGAAAAGAGACGAGAUAGGUUGGCGGUAGCGACGAUUGAGAAAGGAACAGAGGACCGAGGUGAGAAGGAGACGAACCGUUCGCGUUUGAGAGGGUAGAAAAUUCGCCAGGCAGGGUGUAGGAAUCGAGACGGGAGAAUCGAGAAGUUCGAGAGAGGGAUGGAAAGGCGGGAAGCCAAGACGCGACACGAACACUGGAUUGGGUUACCGAGAUAAUUAGAAUGAUGAUUAGGAGCGAAGCACGCCUCGUUGACCAAUUCUUUCCCAAACCCUUUCUCCCAGACGAACUCUCUUUGCGAAAAGAUCAACUUUCUUUUUAAAGGGUAACGAGCUGAACAGGAGACGAGCUCGUCCGUCCUAACGCGUUAACAGUCACUCGACCCCAAAGAUGAUCAAUCGAAAUUCAUCGAACAGCAUGGACAACCAUAGGCGAAAUCGCUCUCGACAAGCUUCUACCAGCAAUAUUACAGCACCCCAGUGACACAUUUUUACGUUUCUAAGCGUGAUUGGUCGUUUAACUUGGUCCCCGUGAGAUCGCUUGACCGAAUAUGGGUAACCAUCGUAAAAAAAGGUAAGGAGCAGUUCCAGAACACGUAUCAGACAAUUGGACUUGACUUCGAAGAUUCUUCUUCUCUCGGUUACGUUUACGUGCUCGACGCUGCUUAGCUCCAUCCGCGUUGAAGUAGAUGUGAAUAUUUGAUCGGUCCUUCAACCUUCGCCUCCUUCGCCCUCCCACAACCUUCGCCUCUUACCUAACCCUCGGUCCCAGCUGCGGUGAAUUAUUUAACGCCCCCAGGGACACCAGUUACCAGCUCUGUAUCCAUGUGUCAGCGAGAUUUUUCAAACUCUUUGUUCGCCUACCAUUGUUCUAAGCGUCACCAAUGACGCAAUGGGUCAUUAAGAAAUAGUUUACUAAUUUUUAUACCGUUUAUCGUCGUAGAGCCUUUAUCGAUGGAUGAAUGUAAAAUGUUCAGCUCAUUAUUCCUUCUUUAAAUCUUAAUUUUUAUUUCAUAGAUGAUUUUAUUAUAUUAAGCGUCAUUUUAUUAUAUUAGUUAGAUAUAACGAAAUGUAAAGUGCUGUACUGUUCGAUCAAUAUUGUUAAAAGAUUAAAAAAUCAUUUUCAAAUAGGAGGAAUAUAUGUUUAAGAACGUCAUGGAUUUCAUGGACACACGCAUUCAAACGAUACAAUUUGCUUUCAUUGUUUUCGACGUCAAUGAAUUCGUGCAAAUGAAUAUGCGGUGGAGCGUGCAAUCACGUUUAGAUUGCUUUAAUUAAUCGGCAAGUACAAGGUGAAAGACAAGUUUGGAAUGUUUAACAGCCAUUCGGUUUAAAUUAAAUUAUGCUGACCUACAUAGAACAAAGAGACCACGUACAGCGAUCUCAUACGGAAGAGUAUAGAAACUUUUAAAGAAAUCAAUGCAUCGAAGAGUAUAAUGUCAAAUAAAAUUAUAAACUUGUA
Molecule: messenger RNA, 4604 nt
Organism: Osmia lignaria (orchard mason bee)
Lineage: Eukaryota; Metazoa; Arthropoda; Insecta; Hymenoptera; Megachilidae
Biological process (GO): regulation of DNA-templated transcription
Cellular component (GO): nucleus
Molecular function (GO): RNA polymerase II cis-regulatory region sequence-specific DNA binding; DNA-binding transcription factor activity, RNA polymerase II-specific; ATP binding
Source: RefSeq, a predicted model, not a curated record